AUGCAACAGUCAUAACUGCUCUGGCUUUCCUUCUCCUCCCACCUGUAUUUCUUGUAACAUGACAACUAACGGAACAAAUGGUCACCACUCUAUUUCUCGCCCAUUGAAGGCUGGCAUUUACGCUCCUAUUCCUUCUUUCUUCUUGCCCCAGUCCGAAGACCUUGACCUUCCUUCCUUCGAGAACCAUGUGGUCCGUGUUGCCAAAGCAGGCGUUGGCCUGGUCCUUUCCGGAUCAAUGGGAGAGGCCAUUAAUCUGUCGCAUAACGAACGGGCGACAUUGAUCAAGGUGGCUAGAAAGGCUCUGGAUAGCGCAGGUUUGCUCCAAGUUCCCAUUAUUUCUGGAAUUGGAGCUGGGAGCACGAGAGAGACCAUCGAGCUGUCCAGAGAAGCUGCAGACGCUGGAGCUGAUUAUGCGAUCGCAAUCACCAGUGGAUAUUUUGCUGGUGCAUUGGCUAACAAUAGAAAGGCUCUCAAGGCUUUCUUCCAGGAGGUGGGUGAGAAGAGCCCCAUACCUGUUAUAAUCUAUAACUAUCCUGGUGCGAGUGGGGGGAUUAAUCUGGACUCGGACCUUAUAGUCGAACUUGCUGUCGACUGCCCAAAUCUUGCUGGGGUGAAACUCACCUGUGGUGAUGUCGGGAAGCUCACGAGAAUUGCUGCCACGGUGUCUGACAGCUCCUUCUCGUCGCUGCAUCCACGGAAAAAUGCAGAUGCUCCCUUCCUCGUACUCGGUGGUUUCACCGACUUUAUACUGCCUUCAACGUUUGUGAACGGUCAUGGUGCUAUCACUGGCCUGGCAAAUGUUUCGCCGCAUGCCGCCGCGAAGCUAUUUGAGCUCAGCGUUGCAUCUCUCAAGGACCCUUCUCUCCUGCCAGAGGCUCAACGGCUGCAAGGUAUUAUCGCCCGCGCUGAUGCGACCGUCGCGAAGGCUUCGAUCUCUGGAACAAAGUACCUGUUAGAAAAGCUUUAUGGUUAUGGUGGUCGUCCAAGAAAGCCGCUACCUCCGAUAGAAUCCGGACCAGCCGAAGCUCUAUGGCAGCAUUCACACACCCAAGAUCUGGUGCAUCUGGAGCGGGAGCUCAGUGGGAAGGGCCAUUAGGCGACGCUGAGCAUCCGGUGAAUGGAGAAACACGGUUGAGUGAUUUUGUAUAUGCAUAACAUAUGGAUGAGAUGUACACGUAGGUUACUUCAUUGGCUUUGAUUUAUGUGCUAUAUAUAUUCUG
Messenger RNA from Serpula lacrymans var. lacrymans S7.9, 1220 nucleotides. RefSeq lists its product as uncharacterized. Gene Ontology annotation, molecular function: 4-hydroxy-tetrahydrodipicolinate synthase activity. The record is from RefSeq and is a predicted model, not a curated record. The coding region runs from base 59 to 1096 and encodes 345 amino acids. Lineage: Eukaryota; Fungi; Basidiomycota; Agaricomycetes; Boletales; Serpulaceae. The transcript has 5 exons.